This is a messenger RNA of Struthio camelus australis, 3279 nucleotides long. The record is from RefSeq and is a predicted model, not a curated record. NCBI's taxonomy places the organism in Eukaryota, Metazoa, Chordata, Aves, Struthioniformes, Struthionidae.
AUGCCUUGUGUUAGUUCCGUUUGUUCAUAUCAGAAAGCAGAAGCGGCUGAGGCCUGUGCUCUGUCUCAGCUGCCCGCUAGCAAGGUGGCUCUGUGGAUUGACAGUUACAUACAUGUAUGCAGUGUUGCAUCCAUCAAUUUGACCAGCUGCAAGUACGACAGCGUGAGGCGUGCUGCACAAAGCUGUGGGCUGAAAGAAGUGGGAGAAAAUGAGGACUGGACAAUAUAUUGGACUGACUACUCAGUCUCUCUGGAGCGUGUCAUGGAAAUGAAACGGUUUCAGAAAAUCAACCAUUUUCCAGGCAUGACAGAGAUCUGCCGUAAGGACUUGUUGGCUCGCAAUCUUAACCGCAUGCUCAAGCUCUUCCCCAAGGAGUACGAUAUUUUUCCCCGUACUUGGUGCCUGCCAGCCGACUAUGGGGAUUUCCAGGCCUAUAGUCGUGUGAGGAAAAAUAGAACGUUCAUCUGCAAGCCAGACAGCGGCUGCCAAGGGAGAGGUAUCUUCAUAACACGUAACCCGAAGGAGAUCAAGCAUGGAGAGCGUAUGAUUUGUCAGCAGUAUAUCUCUAAGCCUUUCCUUAUAGAUGGCUUUAAAUUUGACAUGCGUAUCUAUGUGCUGGUCACAUCCUGUGACCCGCUGAAGAUUUUUGUCUACAAGGAGGGUCUGGCCCGGUUUGCCACCAUGAGGUACAUCGAGCCCAGCAGCAGCAACCUGGAUGAUAUCUGCAUGCAUUUGACCAAUUACGCUAUCAAUAAACAUAACGAAAACUUCGUCCGGGAUGACACAGUGGGCAGUAAGAGGAAACUGUCCACUCUGAAUGCCUGGAUGAUGGAUAACAGCUACAACACAAAGAAACUCUGGGAAGAUAUUGAAGAUAUUGUUAUAAAGACCCUUAUUUCAGCUCACCCUGUUGUGAAGCACAAUUACCAAAGCUGCUUUCCUAACCACACUACUGGCUGUGCCUGCUUUGAGAUACUGGGUUUUGAUAUUUUGCUCGAUAGAAAGUUGAAACCGUGGCUGCUAGAGGUGAAUCACUCUCCCAGCUUCACCACAGACUCACGCCUGGACCGUGAAGUGAAGGAUGCUCUUCUCUGUGAUACCAUCAACCUGAUAAAUGUGCAUGCCUGUGACAAAAGGAAGGUGCUGGAGGAAGACAAGCAGCGGGUAAAGGAGCGACUCCUCCAGGCCCAUCAUCAGACUGCCCGUGUAUCCAGACGCAAGGAGUUAGAGAGCAACCAGGCUGCCUGGCUGGCUCAGGCAGAGAAGUAUGAGAACUCUCACCUGGGAGGUUACCGGCGCAUUUACCCAGCACGUGGAACAGACAAGUAUGAACCAUUUUUCAAGCAAAGUGGCUCCCUCUUCCAGGAAACAGUGGCAUCCAGGGCACGAGAGCAGUGUGCCAGGCAGCAACUGGAGGAAAUUCGCUUGAAGAAAGAAGAGUGGGAAGUUCUUACUGGGAAGAAGAAAAAGGAAAGAAAAGAAACCCUGCAGGGAGAAUCAGCUGGAGACAAAUCCCAGAUCCAUAACAAAAACAGAGCUCCUACAGCCCAGCUCAUCUACAGAAGCACCAGGAUGUGGGACAGAAAGAUGCAGCACGUGCCGUAUGACUCUAUGCAACCCCAGGAUAUUGUGGAAAAGGAGGAGAAGAAAAGAGUAAAGGCUCUUCUGCAGCGUGAGAACCUCAUCCGAGGUCUAGGCAUCAUAGAUCAGCUCUCCUGGCUGAUCCCCACGAUUCAUAGAUCAAUGGACAACCACAGCUCCUGCACUGUUGUCUCCAAGAACCAGCCGCAAUUCAUUCAGGAUACGUUCAGGGGACAGGAGGCCCACGGUUUAAUGACGCUCAUCCCCCUCUCAUUCCUGGGAGGUACAGUCCGGGCUUCAGGACAGCAGAUCACACGCAAGCCUACAGCCAAGGCCCAGCUGCCGGCCAGACAGGGCUUUGAUCCUACCACCUUGGGCUCCCUCUCAGUCCGAGGCCAGAGCGUUCCUUACCACGAACACUACAAGAUGCAGCAUUGCCUCCAGCCGCAGAGCACAAGCUGGCUGCGGAGCCAGAUAGCGCAGACUGCAGAGAUGACCAAACCCUGCACCAAAGCUGAGGUACUGUGGGUGAGAGGCCAGCGGUUCUGUGGUGCCACAGAUGAGACUGAAGGCUGUGAGUAUACAAUCUGAAAGCCUGCCUUCCAUUUAAACGUGCCCCUCUCUCUAGGUGUCCCUCUGGGGGAACUUAAAUUAGCUGGUUCCCAUGGCUGCCUAGCUCUCCUGCUGCCUUUGGUGUGUUUGUUAAAACGUGCAUCCUUCCGUUUGAUCAUAAGAGACCAGCAAAGAUCCAUCUUUCUUUGGUUCUGAGUUUCUGGAUCUUGGCAACUCAAGAAAGUCAGUGGGCCAGAGCCACGUGCAGAAACCUGGAAGUUCUGGAUAUUCUUGGGCUUGUCUGGGAUGGGAGGAGCACGUGGGUUAGAAAUACUGCUCGGAGUCUGUGAAGCGCUCAGAGCCCUGUAGCGGUGAUGCUGCACUGUUACUCUGAGAACUGGUAACCACCGGAAGUCCCUGCCCCAGAGAGGAGCAUCCUGUUUGCAGGGGCAGGGAAGAAAGUGGGUGGUUUCCAAGGAGCCAAAGGUUGAUACGCUGGGAACUGGGAAGUGUGAGUAGUCUCAUUCCUGCCAUGCUGAUCCCACGCUUCUGAUGGCUCCUUCAGUUAGCCGUGUCAAGCCCUUCCCCACAGAGCUCCGUCAGCGUGCCCGGUACCACCACCUCCUCCACUGAGCCGUGCCAGCCCUCCCCCACCGAUGGCUUCUCUCUGCUCGUUAGUUCUGGUUCCCCAGCUGUCCAGCUGUUUCACAGCCUUAUAAGCAGAGAAAGGAGCGGGGGCAGAAGGGGUGUCUGUCGGAGCGUACCACAGGGCCAGGCAGCAUCGUGAGGAGCGUCAACCUUCUGAACUCCUGUCUGCUAAUUAGAGAGCCAUGGCUGCUGGACUAGGCUGCUUGGUCUGGCCAGACCCAGGAUCGCUGUUGUCCGCUCCCGCUGAUUUGAAUCUGGGACUGACCGAGUAUCCUGCUGGGUGCUUUGGAAAGCACUUGACAGCUGUGCUGAAACGCCGGGCAGCUUUAUCCGUCCACGUAUAAGCCCAGGCGCCCUUCAGGAGAAAGGGCAGCCAGCACAGGCAGCUAGCGUUCGGUUCCCCUGCCCUGCAGCGUGGUCCCGGGCGCAGCCAGGCCUCCCUCCCCAGCAGGCCCCCGCGCCCGGCUCCUUUCUCCUCUUACGCCUGCCUGGGGCGCU